AUGUCUCAUGAUCCAGAGACCAAUAGCGGGGCUCAUGAAGUGCGAGUGCCGUUUGAAUUAUCCGAUAAAACACUACUUCACAAUAAAUGCUACGUCGACGGUCAAUGGUGCUCUUCACUCUCAAAUAAUUCCUUCGCAAUCGACGACCCCGGUUCAGGCACCCAUUGGGCUACAUGCCCCAACUGCAUUCCGGAGGAUGUCGACAACGCAGUACAAACAGCACAUGCAGCUUUUCAACUCUACUCCCGCACGAAUCCCAGAAAACGUGCUCAACUUCUCUCUGCAUGGUAUCAACUCAUUCUCUCCGCAAAGGACGAUUUGGCCAAGAUCCUAGUUUACGAAACUGGUAAACCUCUUAGCGAGGCAUAUGGGGAGAUAGAUUAUGGCGCUAGCUUUACAUGGUGGUUUGCCGGGGAGGCAGAUAGGAUUCGGGGGUCGACGUUGGUAGCUGCCGCGGAUAAUCGACGAACAGUUACCAUCAAACAGCCUAUAGGUGUUGCUGUAGCAUUGGUGCCAUGGAAUUUCCCAAUCGCACUCGUGCUACGCAAAGUCAGUGCGGCUUUGGCUGCAGGAUGCACGAUUGUGGUGAAGCCAUCUCCAGAGACACCGAUGACAGCUUUGUGUCUUGCCGAUCUCGCUACUAGGGCUGGCUUUCCCAAGGGCGCAUUUAACGUUUUAACAACUAGUCUUGAGAAUACUCCUGCAGUCGCACAGGCUUUGUGUGUUCAUCCGUUAGUGAAGAAAGUGACGUUCACCGGCAGUACUCGUGUUGGUAAGAUUAUUGCUCGCCUAUGUGCCGAUAAUCUGAAAAAGUCGACGUGCGAGCUUGGUGGUAAUUGCCCCUUGAUCUGUUUCGCUGAUGCAGAUUUGGAUGUUGCUAUCGAUCAACUGUUUGCGCUCAAAUGGAGGCAUGCUGGACAAGCAUGCAUUACUGCAAAUCGUGUUUAUGUCGAGCGUGCUAUUUAUGACGACUUUGUAGAACGGAUUUUGUCACGAACGAAGACACUGGUAGUUGGUCAUGGGCUAGAUCCCGAUACUACAAUGGGACCCGUCACUGUGGAACGCAGUCUUGGUCGCCUGGAAGGUCUCGUUUCAGAUGCAGUCGGAAAAGGUGCUAAAAUUGUUCUUGGGACGGGUACCAGACUUCAGAAAGGCGAGGCGAACGACCUGACCAAAGGAUUCUACAUGAAGCCUACCAUUCUCGUCGACAUGACGGACGACAUGAUAAUGACUCAUGAAGAGGUCUUUGGUCCAGUUCUUGGAAUAUAUUCGUUUGACACGGAGCAAGAGAUUACAAAUCGGGCAAAUGCCACACCGUUCGGUCUUGCAAGUUAUGUCUUCACGGAGAAUACCCAUCGAAUAUGGCGGAUGAUGGAGAAUCUGGAAGCUGGGAUGAUUGGAGUGAACGUAGGAAACAGCUCUGCUGCCGAAGCACCGUUCGGUGGAAUGAAGGAUAGUGGAUGGGGGAAGGAGAGUGGUAAAGAUGUUGCGAUUGAUGAGUAUCUCAUCAGCAAGACUUGCACAAUGAUGAUCAAAGAUCAUUUCUAA
Messenger RNA from Talaromyces amestolkiae, 1548 nucleotides. RefSeq lists its product as uncharacterized. The record is from RefSeq and is a predicted model, not a curated record. Gene Ontology annotation, molecular function: succinate-semialdehyde dehydrogenase (NAD+) activity. NCBI's taxonomy places the organism in Eukaryota, Fungi, Ascomycota, Eurotiomycetes, Eurotiales, Trichocomaceae. Bases 1 to 1548 code for a protein of 515 amino acids. The transcript is spliced from 2 exons.